Lytechinus pictus (painted urchin) is the source of this 4703-nucleotide messenger RNA. Its product is annotated as scavenger receptor cysteine-rich domain superfamily protein-like. The transcript has 5 exons. The coding region runs from base 387 to 1361 and encodes 324 amino acids. NCBI's taxonomy places the organism in Eukaryota, Metazoa, Echinodermata, Echinoidea, Temnopleuroida, Toxopneustidae. The record is from RefSeq and is a predicted model, not a curated record. Gene Ontology annotation, cellular component: membrane.
GGGUACCUUUACAUCUGUUUGUACGGAUAGUUUUCGAUUUCGGAGACAUUGUAGGCACACAAAAGCAAGAAAGUAGGAGUGAUGAACUUACUCAGUAUGGUGGUAACCAAAAGAUGAAAUCAUUUCAACAAUAGUGCCAUCAUCCCCUUAAGACACGUCAUAGUGCGUAUCACGAAGAGAAUAUGAAGAACAUAUAGCCGUUGAAGAUGGAUCCUUCCAGCACAAAUCAAAGGUCUCUGAUACAUCAUCAUCAGACAAGUCAAAGUUUGUAGAGAUACAUCUAAAUGUAAGUGUGUAUCAAAUGGAAGAAAUAUCUGGCUCUGAAUCCCGUGCUCCAAGCAUCUCUAGUCAAACAGAAAAUCUAUCACUGCUCUGAAUCCCUCAUCAUGUCUGCAAACACCACAUCCACCCAGCCAUUAAUUAAAUUACUCUAUCAUCUUAAGCUUGCAUGCCUGCUUGUCUUGGUGAGCUUUUCACCUUGGAAGAAUGGAAUACUAUACACCUCAUCAGCAGCAGCAGCUAGGAUGUCAACUACAUGUACUACUGUCAUAGCAGUCACAUUGGCAUUAGAAACAGCUUAUACUACAUCCACUGGGGAUGCUGGUGUGCAGCGCUCAACGGUAGCCAGUGUAGAAGCAGGUAGGCUGUAUGAGUUGCGUCUUGUUGGAAGCAAUGCCACCAACGAAGGCCUCCUUCAAGUAUUUAUGAACAACAGAUGGGGCUGGGUGUACAGCUAUACUGAUGCUUUACAUGUACAUGUACAUGGGAGAUUGGGCGAGGUUGCAUGCCAUCAAAUGGGAUAUGAGGAAUAUAGUAAUGCAGGGAUUUUGGUUGAUGAAAGCGUGAAGCAGCAACCCAUGCCCUGGUUGAUGGCGAGAGUUAAAUGUUCAGGAUAUGAAUCAAGAUUGGUAGAUUGUGGACAUAUCAAUUUUACCAGCACUCUUGUACCAGGGGAGCAGAGACUUCAUGUUCCAUUGAAAUGUAUCAAGGCACCUGCAUCACAAAAUGAUACUCUGCAAGUCCAGUUGAAUGGAACUUUCAGCUCUGGCAUUCUGCAAGUAAAGAAAUCUCCCUAUCCAGGAUGGCUCCCUUUUUGUGGGUUUGUUUUAGACAUGAUAGCAGGUCAUGUAAUCUGUCGUCAGUUAGGCCACACCCAUGCUGACAACAUCAUCCGCAUGAACCUCAUGGUGUCUACUCUUAUCUCUACUCCUGUGAUAACAUCUGUAGUCUGUGAAGGGUUUGAGAAGUUUCUAUCAGAAUGUUCAGUCAUGCUAAAACCAUCUUCUUCAACCUGUAAUGGAAUACAUAUUGACUUUAAGAUAUAUUGUAGUGAUACACCACUGCUUCCUUUGGGUAAGUAGAUAUCCUGAAUGAAAUUUGCUGAGUUCAAUUUGUUAAUCUAAAUCAUUUGGUGUGACAAGGCUACUGAAACUUGUGUCCAGACCCAUUACUUUGCGUUUAUAGAAUGGUACCCCAAAUUGCAUUAUUAGUGAUUGCAUUUUUGAAAGCUAGUAUUGGUAAUAUCAAAACCACCAUUUCUUCAGUCAGAAUGGUGAUGCUAAUUUCCCCCCUCCAAACGCUAACACCACAAUUCAACAUAUUACGUGUAUGUUCAUAUGCGCUCACUUAAUGCGUGCACCCGCUUUCCAUAGUGACGUCAUCGAAAAUGGAGCAAACUCUCUGUUCUCAAAAUAAAUAUUCAGAUAAAAUUAACCUCUUCUUCCCUUUCCACCAAUCACAUCAAAAGAAAGCAAUCAUGAAUAAAUACCUACGCAAACUUUUAUGAAUAUUCAUAUAUAUUUGCCAAUGUUUUGAGCGUAUUUUUAGGAAAAAAUACAGGGUUUCCAAAAAAUAUCACAACUUUCUAACCAUAAAUUUCGGUUGAAAAUUUUACUUUAUAAUAAUGAGGAUCACUAUUACCAUAUCAUAACAAAAAAAAAUGUCUAGACCACUUUUUCUUCGAUAUCCAGUGAUCCUCGGAUUUGGAGGAAUUUAGAGGGAAAUUCUCAUUUCAUCUCCAGAAAACAACGAUAGAGUGAAAAUGUUAAAUUUACAUGAGUAUGCUGAUCGACGGUAAUCAUAAGAUCACAUUAAGAAAUAUCAAUAUUUAUUGGAACUGAUAUAUGUCUUCAAGAUUUUAAAACUUAAAAAUGUUUCUUGGGGUUUAUGCUCGAAUCUAUUAAAGUCAGUGAUGGGAAUCCAGUUCUGCAUCGAAGGAUGAGGAAUUGUUUUCGCUGCUUUUACUGCAUUUGAUGUUUUCUUCAAUGUGGUUGCAAUGUUUUUUAAAGCUAUUUUAAGUGUUUUAUUCUGAAUGAUUUUCAUAUGACUGGAGUUAUUGAAGUCCACUAAAAUAAAUAGCCAGAUCGAUUUUCUUAUUAUCAUUAUGGACAUUGGUAUUCUGUUUCAAGGCGGGGGGGGGGGGGGGGGGGGGCGUAAUUUCAAAAUGUUUGUUUUAAUCGUCGUUUCUUGUAAAAAUAUAACAAGUAUUGUCUAUUCGGUAAAUGCUGACCUAACUGGGCUCCUUUUAUAUUUACUAUCAAUAACUAGGAUAUAUUCAUUUGAUUUGCUAAUUCAUUACGAUUAACUUGCACGCCGAAUAAAAAGUACACAAUUUUCCUGCGCGCGCUCUGCAUCUCCCUAUGAACGCACUAUCCCAAGAUCAUCGCGCAAUGUGGCGUCCAUUUCUUCUUUUACUUUUGCCUGCCGCCGAGCACACACGUAGCUAAGUACACCUCCAAAAAUUGCAAUUUUGAUUUUUACUUAUGACUCUUUAAUUGUGCAUUUAUCCCUUAUUUCAAUCUUGUCUUUUGAUUUAAGAUUGUUUUAAGCCAUAUCCCACUGCGCGGAGCUCUCCGUGAUAUUUAUUUCACGUUUUUUAUCCAUAUUUCUUGUGAGUUUGAAAACAAGAUUACGUUUCCUCGCAGAUGGGUUGCCCUCGCUUCCCCUCCCCGCAGCUCCGCGCUCCCCUGUGUGUCGCGGGCGUUGAUCCGACGCUUCCCUUUUCUUUAUAUUUCUUUAAGAAAUUUUAUAUUCCAGGAAGUCGCUUCUCUGUUAGUGCUUUUCUUUUCGUUAACUUCCUUCUUGGCCUUCCCUUUUCAGGAAAGUAAGUUGUUACUUCUUUCUUUUUCAGAUCAGCUGCCGGUCUCCAGAUACUUACCUUUUUUUUUUACUUCUACACAAAAAAAAAACUUCUUCCUUUUCCUUUUAGGAAUUUAGCAGGAGCCUAUUUCCUUGUUGUGUUUUCUUAAUGGACAAAAAAAAUAAAGGAAAGAUUAAUACAUAAUAAGUUCAUAAUUAUUACAGUUCCUUUUUUUGUGAUAGUACCUCUUUGUACUUAUCCUUUUAGAGAUAUUAAAUUAAUUUAAUUCUCUUCAGUUCGUUUUGAUCUCUUAAUUUGUUCGAAGUCCUUUGAUUUCUGGGGUUGGGGUUUUCACCCUUUUACCCCCCUUUCUCUCUGCUCUUGUUCUUUCUAAUCGCUACUAGAUUCACAUUCUAUGUCAGCAUGAUCCUCUCGUAUUCUUCCCUAGACGAGCUCAACAUGGCCGCUGAAGAGGUGUCCAACACUGGAGUAGUGUUUCCCAUCAGUGGUAAUGUAGAAAGCGACAGAGACAGACCCCUUGUGGGCUCUGACAAGGGUGGAACUGUGGAUCCGAGUCCACGUGCCCAUGGGGGUGGAACCGUGGAUGCGCGUCCACGUGCCCGACAAAAAAAGGUGGAACCGUGGAACUGCGACCACGUGCCCGCAAAGUGAUAGCCAAGGCUUCCGCGCCGGAACCUGAACCAAUUUUGGGGAGCGUCAUACUAGCUCAGAAAACUUCGACUCCUCCAGGGAUGCCAGACCCACCAGCUAUCGGGUCACGCAAAGACCGGGGGGAGAGCACGGGUCUCUCUUCCCGGCAUAGACUAGGCUCGAUGCCGUGUCAGACUCAAGGGAGCAUCGGCAAAGGGCUACCGGCCCCUAGUCGCAAGAGACCUCGUAAUCCGACCUCGUCGGACUCUGGAUUUAAUCUGACCCCGUCAGAUUCGGCAGACCUCUCUUCUCGGUCGGUUAGCGCUCCCCGGGGGAGAGCUAGGGUGAAGAGAUCAAGGCCUGCCCAGUCUCUUGUUCCUUCUUCUGCUCUGCCGUCGGAGCCGCCUAAGAAGAAGAAGAAGAAGUCCGCAGCCGUAAGCCCCGCACCACCGGGCGGUCCGCCUUCUAAUUCUUCUGCCGAUGGACAGUCCUCACAACUUCUCUAUAUGCUUCAGAGCGCCUUCGAGCUCUGCGGGUUUUUACCCCAGGCUCGUCUGCUUCAGCCGACGGUGCUAGACACCGAGCGGAUCAAGCAGACAUCGACCAUCCGACACCUCAAGGUGCUUCUAGCGAUUCUUACGAAUCGCCAGCUUUCAAACCCACUCAGGCUACGCCCGUGAGCGUACAGGCUCGGCCGACUGGGGUCCGUCCUUGCGAGUCCGGCCAUGGCCCAUACCGCCGCCCAAGCCAUUCACGGGCGCCUGCUACCCUCGGGGCUCUGCCCGGUGAGGAGACGUGGGUUGAUUCCCCUCCUCGGGAGGCGGAACAGGCUUUAUCGGAGGAUGAUUUCAAUCCUGAUCCUCCGGGUAGCCCGGCUCCUCAGCCGUCUGUCAAAAUUCAAAAUGAAUUGUUUUUAUCAUGGCUGUACGCAACAGGGGUUGGGGUAAUUACCACAAAAGUGACCAAACUUGUU